This is a messenger RNA of Hypoxylon trugodes, 2310 nucleotides long. Its product is annotated as DNA/RNA polymerase. Bases 159 to 1997 code for a protein of 612 amino acids. Gene Ontology annotation, molecular function: DNA-directed DNA polymerase activity; damaged DNA binding. Gene Ontology annotation, biological process: translesion synthesis. NCBI's taxonomy places the organism in Eukaryota, Fungi, Ascomycota, Sordariomycetes, Xylariales, Hypoxylaceae. The transcript is spliced from 2 exons. The record is from RefSeq and is a predicted model, not a curated record.
CUCUCUCAUAAGAUCCAACAACUUUACGAAGUUAUAAGUUAGAUCACAUACGUAAGAUAUCAGCCUCUAUAUGGCUGAGUGCCGCAGCCGCGAGUCUGUCAAAUGACAAAUAACAAAUAUUUGACAGCGUGAUUGUUCCUAUCUAAAAAUGGAACAAAAUGAGGACAACAGCGCUGACGUCGGGACGAGCCAAGCCGAUCGUCACGAGAGCCCCUAAGAGGAACGACGACCGCGUCAUCUUACACUUUGACUACGACUGCUUUUAUGCCAGCGUGUUCGAAAAUGCCAACCCAACACUCAAGGGGUUACCGCUAGGUGUAAAGCAGAAGAGCAUCCUAGCAACCUGCAAUUAUGCGGCUAGGGCUCGUGGCGUCAAGAAGCUGAUGCUUAUCUCCGAGGCACAGAAGAUUUGUCCGGACAUUGUGAUUAUUAGUGGGGAGGACCUAACGCCAUUCCGCGACGCCUCCAAGAAGCUGUGGUCAGUAUUAAGAUCGCACUCUUGGAAUGGCCGGGUAGAACGUCUAGGCCUUGAUGAAGUAUUCCUCGACGUUACGGACGUAAUUGCGUACAACGCAGAAUUAUUGAAUCGCAAUGCCCUACAGGACUCAUUCUUCCAGCUCUCUCGGCAGGAUCCCGAAAAGGGGUUCAGCUUCGACGCCACUCGGUUCUUCGGAUGUGUCCAUCCGUCCGUAGAAGCGAAAAAUGUCUCAAUACUUUUAGACGAACCCCUCUACGUACGCUUACUACUUGCCUCGCACCUGGCCGGUUAUCUACGCCACAAACUAGAAGAGGACUUUGGUUACACAUCCAGCGGUGGUAUAUCCACCAACAAAGUCCUCGCUAAACUCGCCGGUAGUGUGAACAAACCUAAGAAUCAGACCGCUCUUCUCGGCCUUCGUGAUGCCGACAUCCAGAACUUCGUCGAUGGCCACAAGUUACGCCAAAUUCCGGGUAUUGGCUCGCGUAUGGCGCAGCUGAUCCAAGACUAUGUACUUUCUGAGGACACAACCGGUGAUUCGCAUGACUUAGAGAUAGGAGCUAAAGUAACGGUGCAAGAUGUCCGGCAGCACCCAGAUAUGUCAGCUGACCUACUAGAACGCAUUCUUGACCGCCCUGGCGCGGAACGUGGCAGCGGCGAUAAGGUAUGGAACUUGUUACACGGCGUCGAUACAUCCGAAGUGAAAGAAGCGAGCGAUGUACCGACACAGAUUAGUAUCGAAAAUACGUACAUGUCGAAGCCAUUAAACACCCCCGGCGAAAUCACACGCGAACUACAUGCUCUUGCGACUUCGCUCGUUAGACGCAUGCGUAUUGAUCUUACUGCAACGGACGAAAUUGAUCCCUCAGAUCCCGCCUCGCAGUCCGGUCAACAGCAGCGCUGGAUCGCAUACCCCAAAACCCUCCGCCUAUCCACACGUUGCCGACCAAAACCCAAUAGCACCCCUUCCAACUCGACCGCAGAGAGCUUCAGCCGCAACUCCCGCAGCCAGCCACUACCCAGCUUCGUCCUGAAUCUUCGAGAUGAAAGCAUUGAAGCCAUUGCCGAAAAACUAGCUUCCGAAGUCUUAUUACCUAUCUUCCGUCGCUUGAACCCAGAGCGACAGGGAUGGAACCUGGCUCUGAUCAAUAUUUGCGUAACAAACAUGGUGAUGGUAGCAGACCCUAACGAGAAUGGAAAUGGAGGAGGUCGGGAUAUCUCGCGUAUGUUCCGAACACAAAAGGAUAAACUGCGCGAAUGGACUGUUUAUGACCCUACACAUAUACAAGAGUCUCCUGCCUCUACGCAUACCGUCCAUCCCGAAGAGAAUGCUGAUAAGGCAGAAGAAGGGGAAUGGGACGAGGAUGUCGGGGUAAUAGAAAAUCCAACAGUAUCAUCAGAUCCCGAUGCAGAUACUUGGGAAGAUGAAGAGGAAUCCCAAAGGUGCCAUCUAUGCGGACAUGCCAUCCCGCUUUUCGCCAUGCCUGCACAUGAGAGGUUCCAUAGCAUUGGCGAUUGAAUAUUCUCGCCCGCUCUUGUUUAUAUCUCGGAGUUACUAAAUGAUACCCCAGUCUGUUUAAUACAAGAUACCCACUACCCACUAUAUUGUCACGCACACUUCUUCAGAUCAAUAUUAUCUUGGUACAAUAAAACGAUGUGAAUGUGCUGUAUCCAUUCACGUGGUUUAUUAAAUAUAGCAAAUUAGUGUUUAAACCCUGACGGCGGUAGAAAGUAGUAUGAGGUAUAUCGACCGUCAACCUGCGUUUAAGUCAUCACUUUUUACGCUCCCUCUCUGAAGACAAGGCAAAUCCCACCCGCAGUACCAGUCUCUG